This is a messenger RNA of Magnusiomyces paraingens, 1500 nucleotides long. RefSeq lists its product as uncharacterized. NCBI's taxonomy places the organism in Eukaryota, Fungi, Ascomycota, Dipodascomycetes, Dipodascales, Dipodascaceae. The transcript has a single exon. The coding region runs from base 1 to 1500 and encodes 499 amino acids. Gene Ontology annotation, cellular component: plasma membrane. Gene Ontology annotation, molecular function: ammonium channel activity. The record is from RefSeq and is a predicted model, not a curated record. Gene Ontology annotation, biological process: ammonium transmembrane transport.
AUGAGUGACGCAGAUGCCUCAACAACCGCCGGUCUUACAGGAACCGGCACCGGCGGAGACUCUCUCACCGUCGAUCUCAACCAACAAUUUGAUCGUGCAGAUAUGGCCUGGAUCAUGGUCUCAAGUGCCCUUGUAUGGAUCAUGAUUCCAGGUGUUGGUCUUCUUUACUCAGGUCUUUCACGUAAAAAGAAUGCUGUCUCAUUACUAUGGAUGUCAAUCAUGGCAGCUGGCCUCAUUGGCUUUGAAUGGUUCUUUUGGGGUUAUUCUCUUACCUUUUCUCACCAUGGUGGUGCUUUCCUCGGCAAAAUGAAUAACUUUUGUCUUAUGGACGUUCUAGGUGCUCCCUCUGUUGUCACAGCUCUUCCUGAUAUCCUCUUUUGCUUCUACCAAGGUAUGUUUGCUUGUGUUACCGGUAUGAUUAUGGUAGGUGGUGCUCAUGAACGUGCUCGUUUGGGUCCCAUGAUGGUAUAUCUUUUCAUCUGGAUGACCAUUGUUUACUCUCCAGUUGCAUGCUGGACUUGGGGUCCUAAAGGUUGGCUUGUUGUUCUUGGUUCUCUUGAUUAUGCUGGUGGCGGUCCUGUCCACAUGGCUUCUGGUGCCGGUGCAUUGGCUUAUGCUUUUGUAUGUGGCAAACGUAGAGACCCCUCCACUGAUUCAAAUAAGCUCCCCACUUUUAAGCCCCACUCGGUCACAUCUGCAGUUUUCGGAACUGUAUUUUUGUGGUUUGGAUGGUUUGGAUUUAAUGGUGGUUCCACUGGUAAUGCAUCUAUUCGCUCUGCUUAUGCUCUUUUUAAUACUAAUUUGGCUGCUGCCUGUGGUGCCAUUACUUGGCUUCUUGUUGAUUACUUCCGCUUUGAGCGUAAGUGGACUACUAUUGGUAUGUGCUCCGGUGCUGUUGCCGGUCUUGUAGGCAUUACUCCUGCUGCUGGCUUUGUUCCAGUUUAUUUUGCUGUGCCUAUUGGAAUGGUCACUGCCAUUGGUUGUAAUUAUGCUACUUCUCUUAAACACUUGUUCCGUAUUGAUGAUGGUCUUGAUGUGUUUGCCCUUCAUGGAGUUGGUGGAUUUUUGGGUAGUUUUAUGACUGGUUUAUUUGCUGCUGACUAUGUGGCCGCAUUAGAUGGUACUGAGAUUAAAGGUGGUUGGAUUAAUCACCACUGGAAGCAACUGGGUUAUCAGUUGUCAGGUUCAGUAUCAAUUUUGGCCUGGUCUUUUGGCAUUUCUACAACUAUUUUGAUGGUCAUGAACCGAAUUCCAUUUUUACAUGUUCGUUUAGAUGAAGAUAAGGAGAACUUGGGUAUUGAUUUUACUGAGAUUGGUGAGCAGGAUGAUGACCUUGAGGAGAAGGGUCUGGAUACACCUGGUAUUGCAGGUAUGACACCUAUUGACCAAGGUGCCAUUACACCUGGAAUCAAUACACCUCCUGGUGGUGGUGCUGCUGGUGCUGGUGCUGCUACUGGUAAAAGUUCUAGUGAUCUUGAUACCAAAAAGGCAGAAGAGUAA